This is a messenger RNA of Sipha flava (yellow sugarcane aphid), 1139 nucleotides long. RefSeq names its product N-acetylglucosaminyl-phosphatidylinositol de-N-acetylase (gene PIG-L). The record is from RefSeq and is a predicted model, not a curated record. The coding region runs from base 175 to 963 and encodes 262 amino acids. Lineage: Eukaryota; Metazoa; Arthropoda; Insecta; Hemiptera; Aphididae. Gene Ontology annotation, biological process: GPI anchor biosynthetic process. Gene Ontology annotation, cellular component: endoplasmic reticulum. The transcript is spliced from 5 exons. Gene Ontology annotation, molecular function: N-acetylglucosaminylphosphatidylinositol deacetylase activity.
AUUGUUUCUUCUCCGUGUAAACUAAAAAAAUUUAGAUCGGCUUACCGUAUACCCAGUCGGCGCGGAUCUCGGAUGACGAGUCCGACGUCCGAUUUCUUUUACUCUUCCGUCUCAUGUGUCGCCAACGCGUGUUCUUAACAAUACCAGCGAUCUCAUCCACUGUGCAGGAACAAAAUGCUGUAUAAAAUAUUCCAUUUGGAAGUCGUAGAUUUAAACUCGGCUAUGCUCAUAACUGUGUCCGCUCUAGUUGUGGGAUAUGUAUGGACAUGUUUCCGGGCGUCGCGUAGACAAAAGAUGCUCGAGUUAGAAACCACACCGCAUCGGGUGUUGCUGAUCACUGCGCACCCAGACGAUGAGUGCAUGUUCUUUGGACCGGUUAUUCAAAAGCUGUCGAAAAUGGAAAACGUACAGUUAUACCUAAUGUGUCUGUCUGUCGGUAACUUUGAAGGCAAAGGUUCCUUGCGCAAAGACGAGUUGUAUCAGAGCUGCAAAAUAUUGGGCAUCGAUGAGGGUAAUAUUUUGUUGUGCAAAAAUACUUUGCUUCCGGAUAACCCUCGUGUGGACUGGGAUACAGUUUUACUUUCUGACAAGAUUACAGAGCAUGUAGAACAAUUGGAAAUUGAUACUGUAUUAACAUUUGACAGUUAUGGUGUCAGUGGUCAUCGGAAUCAUGUAUCUAUAUAUUUGGCAAUGUUUCAUUUGGUUUAUAAUAAAUUGCUUCCAAAUUAUUGUCGUAUAUACUCACUGGAUUCAGUCAAUAUUUUACGUAAAUAUGUUAAAUGUAUUGAUCAAUUAUUCAACAAUACAUCAGACUUUAAGUGUUCCAUUUCAACCACUGAACAAUAUAAUUUAAAGAAAGCCAUGCAAGCUCAUUGUUCCCAGUACAUUUGGUUCAGAAAAUUAUAUAUGAAAUUUUCUAGGUACACUAGAGUCAACACAUUCACAAAUAUUUCAGCAGAAUAAUUUUUAGUUUAAAUUUUAAUUACUUAGAUUAAUCAAAAAAAAAAAAAAAUUGUUUUUAUUUAAUACAUUUAGUUAGUUGAUGACUGUGAUAAUGUGAUUACUAUAACAGUUUUAUAACUUGUUGUAUAACUUUUUUGUUUAGGUGUUUUUUUUUACUAUUGUUUAUCUUUUCCCUU